Molecule: messenger RNA, 5289 nt
Organism: Carassius auratus (goldfish)
Lineage: Eukaryota; Metazoa; Chordata; Actinopteri; Cypriniformes; Cyprinidae
Product: collagen alpha-6(VI) chain-like
Exons: 34
Molecular function (GO): serine-type endopeptidase inhibitor activity
Source: RefSeq, a predicted model, not a curated record
GCCAAAUCUGUGGUUGGAGAAAAGCGGGUACGAUUUGGCGCCAUCACCUACUCUGACAACCCUCAUUUAGAGUUCACACUAAAACAGUACUAUAGUCAAACUGAUAUUCUGAGGGUUAUCUCAAACCUCAAAGCUUCAGGAGGACGCAGAAACACAGCCCGAGCCCUGAAGUAUACACUCAACUACUUUGAGGAAACACAUGGCGGACGACGAGCAAGGAAUGUUGGCCAAGUGCUAUUCCUGAUAACAGACGGCAAGAUUAAUGACGUAAGUGGUCUGGCAACAUGGCCUGAAUCCCUGGCAAAUUCAGAGGUCAACUUUUUUGCUAUUGGUACUGAAGAAGCAGAUGCUGAACAGCUAAAGGAGAUUGUGGGAAGGAAAGGAAGAGUGCACUAUGCAAAAACAUACAAGGAUCUGCAUGGUCUACAAAAACGGAUCACCCGAGAGCUCUGCAAUCUUACCAAACCAAUUUGUGAGAUGGAGGAAUCAGACCUUGUUUUUUUAAUUGAUGGAUCAGAGUCUAUUCACGAACAUAGUUGGAAUACUCUCAAAAAAACCAUGAUUGACAUUGUGAAAGAGCUGGAUAUUGCUCAAGACAAAUGGCGAGUGGGUGUUGCCCAGUUCAGCGAUAUACUCCUGCAUCAAUUUUACCUGAACACAUACACUAGUUUUGCAGAAGUGGAGGAAGCUAUAAACAAAAUUAGACAACGAAAGCAGGGCACAAGUACUUGGGACGCCCUGAGAAAUAUUCGAUACUACUUCACAAAAGAGAAUGGAUCCAGAAUAGAUGAAGGAGUAGCUCAGAAUCUCCUGCUGAUCACAGAUGGAAAAGCUAAUGAUGACAAAGACAUGAAUGCAUUAGAGUAUCUCAGAAACAAGAAGAUAUCAAUAACUGCCAUUGGGAUCGGUGAUGAAAUAAAGAAAUCUGAGCUGCGUGAAAUAGCUGGAUCAGCUGAUCGGGUCAUUAUUGAGACUUUUGAAGGCCUUGAACUGAAGACAACCAUAAGGAAAGUGUUACAUUUACUCUGUAAAGACACAAGACCACUACCACAACCCCCACAUGAUUGUGAUAUUGACAUUGCCUUUGGAUUUGACGUGUCCAGACGAACAAGCACACAAACUCUGUUCAGACCUCAGGUGGAACAGUUGGUUUCUGCAGCCAUCCAUCGUAUCUCCAUGAUUGGUGAUCUGUGCUGCGUCGCAAAGGACAAGAUUACAACUAGAUUUGGCUAUAGGCUUGUGUCUGGGACAGAUGGGAGUGUUCUGGAAGAUUUUGGCUUUGAGAAGUACAGCGAGGAUGUGGUGGAGAAAGUGAUGUCAUGGCGACCUACUGCACCCCUGGACUUUAACAAGCUUCUGUUAGAUUCCUUCAGAGAAAAGUUUGUCUCUUCCAAAGCCAAGGCAAAGGUUUUGAUAAUCUUUACAGACGGGCUGGAUGAUAACAUUCAGCGUUUAAUGGCGAGUUCAGAGAGACUUAAGCAAAGUGGGGUCAGUGCACUGCUGAUUGUGUCUUUGGAGGGAACAGUAGAUUAUCAACAGCUGGAAUUUGGCAGAGGUUUCAGCUACCUGCAGCCACUGACCAUCAACAUGCUAAAUAUAGGCAACGCUCUUAUGAAACAAAUUGAAACAGUAGCACUGAGGGAAUGCUGCGAUGUGCCUUGUUCAUGCACUGGUGUACCUGGACCACGAGGACCCCCUGGAAAACCGGGUCAAAAGGGAUACACUGGUCAGAAGGGUCAUCCUGGAUUUCCGGGAGAUGAAGGUAGUAUGGGAGAGCGAGGACCACCAGGGCUGAAUGGAACUCAGGGACACAACGGUUGUCCUGGAAACAGAGGAAUAAAGGGCCAGAGAGGCUACAAUGGAAAUAAAGGAGAAGAUGGGGACGAUGGGCUGGAUGGAGUGAAUGGAGAACAGGGUGAUGCUGGCUUAAAUGGGCUUCCAGGACCUAAAGGAGACCCGGGCAGUGCUGGUGAGAAGGGUUUCAGAGGCAGUCUUGGACCUAAGGGACACGGCGGAGUGAGAGGAGAUCCUGGUGCACCAGGAAGAGACAGCACAAUUUCAGGUCCGAAAGGCGAGAGGGGAGAUACUGGGCUCCCGGGUGACCAGGGCACUACUGGACCCUCAGGCAGACCUGGGGAUAAUGGUGAUCCUGGUGCUCCAGGGAGAAAAGGCCGACCAGGAGCGCCGGGUGCAUCUUCAAAUGCAAAAGGAGAAGCUGGACAGCCAGGUCUUCCUGGUUAUCCUGGACAAGUGGGACCACCAGGCCCAAAGGGGUUUCAAGGAGUUGGUGGUCCUCCAGGUGUACCUGGAAUUCAGGGUCCCUUUGGCCCAACUGGACCUGAAGGUUCAAAAGGAGGUCGAGGACCCAGAGGACCAAGGGGUCCACCGGGUGACCCGGGGCUCAAGGGAUCACAGGGACCAGAGGGAUUCAAAGGGCCUCUGGGACAAGAUGGAAGAGAUGGGUAUGGACCUGCGGGGCUCAAAGGACACAAGGGAAACAAUGGAUACUUUGGCCUCCCUGGUUUGCAGGGUGAGCAUGGUACCAAAGGAUCCAGUGGAAGUAAAGGACAUAAAGGUUAUCGAGGAAAACCGGGAAACACGGGACGUCCGGGUACUGAAGGUCCUCCAGGAGACAAUGGGAUGGAUGGACACAGGGGUGAAAAAGGUCCUCCUGGAAUCAAUCCAAUGCCUGAAUGUGACCUGGUCGAACACAUACGCAAAAACUGUCCUUGCUGCUCCGGUAAUGGUACCCAGUGUCCAGUUUACCCCACAGACCUGGCGAUAGCUUUGGACAUGUCUGUGGGUGUAACUCCUCAAGUUUUCCAGCGGAUGCGUUCUGCGGCUCUUUCCUUAUUGGAAGACAUUUCCAUUGCUGAAACAAAUUGUCCACAAGGAGCACGGGUGUCUGUGAUCGCCUACAACAGCGAGUCAAGGAUCCUGAUCCGUUUCACAGACCACCUGAAGAAGAAGACCCUUCUGGAAGCUGUAAGAACAUUACCUCUAGAGAGAACCACAAAAACCAGAAACAUCGGACAAGCCAUGAGCUUUGUUUCUCGGAACAUCUUCAAACGUGUCCGAAGCGGCAGGUUAAUGAGGAAAGUGGCUGUGUUCUUUACAAACGGUCCGUCGAGGGAUGACUCGAGCCUUGCAACAGCCAUGCUGGAGUUCAAGGCUGCAGACAUUGGCCUCGGAGUGAUCGCCUUUAGUCCUGCUGAUGAUGUGACCCGAGCAUUGCAGGUUGAUGACACGGGAAGCUACAUUAUCGUUGAUGGCAGAGGAGUAAGUCGCAUUAAGCAGUGCAUCAUUUGUUUUGAUCGUUGUAACCCAGACCCAGUGUGUGGUGUAAUUCUGCGGCCUCCACCCCUGCGGAUGGAUAUGGAUCUGUCUGUGCUGAUGGAUGGGUCUGAUAACGUGAACACUCAACACUAUGCAAAUAUGAAGGAGCUUCUGGUGUCUCUGUUGGACCGGAUCGAUGUGAGCAGCGAGCCGAGCAGAGCCGACAGAAAAACCAGGGUGUCCGUCUACCAGCAGAGCUCCGUUUAUGGCUCAUCUUACAUCAACGAGGAGUUCAGCUUCACUAAAUAUAAAGAUCGCAAUAUCAUGAAGAGGCAUAUUAAAGAUACAGUGAAGCAAGUGGGCGGGACAUCCCAUCCUGACUUUGCUUUGGAGUGGCUGAUUACUAACGUUAUCCUUAAAGUAGAAAGACCACGAAGCAAACGAAUGGUCAUGGCUGUUUUUGGUGAAGAUUUUAAGCACAGCAAAGCUCAGCUUGAUUAUUUGUCUAGACUGUGUAAGUGUCAGAAUGUUGUGAUGUUUAUUCUCAUGGCGGGACAGAGAUUCGACCGGACACAGAUGGAGGAGCUCACCAGUUCUCCUCUGGACCAGCACCUGGUGUUCCUGGAUGACAGAGGUUAUGGCACACGCUUCGCUUACGCCUUCCUGCAUAUGCUCCACAAAGGAAUCUUACCCCAGUCAUUAAUACCUACUCCUGAUUGUCGUGGGUUUGUGGUGAGGCCUGUUGAAACUGGACCACAAACCACAGAGAGUGCUAUUCUGCCCACUGAAGAGCCCACAGAAGAGCCCACCGAAGAGCCCACUGAAGAGCCCACCGAAGAGCUUUAUGAAGAGCUCACUGAAGAGCCCACCGAAGAGCCUUAUGAAGAGCUCACUGAAGAGCCCACCGAAGAGCCUUAUGAAGAGCCCACUGAAGAGCCCACCGAAGAGCCUUAUGAAAAGCUCACCGAAGAGCCCACAGAAGAAACUUAUAACUAUUAUGGAGAUGAGCAAAACAAAGAAUCAUUCAUUGAAGCCAGUCAAUAUGAUGACACUGAUCAAUAUAGAAAAGAGCACAGAAAGGACAAAAAGGACAAAAAGGAGCCCUCCAAGACUAAAGCACGCUGCUUCCUUGAGAAAGAUUCAGGCCGUGUGUGUGGAUCGUAUAUGUCCAGAUGGUAUUACAGCCAGCAAACUAAGAAAUGCAUGCGCUUCUGGUAUGGUGGUUGUGGCGGAAAUGAAAACCGAUUCUUGACUGAGGAUGAGUGCUUUAAGGAAUGUGUGUCUACAGAAUCUGAAAAUCUUCCCAAGGAUGAUUCCAGUAUCAAGGACAUUUGCCAGCUCAUACUUGAUGCAGGAACUUGCUCAAACUUUUCAGUGAAAUGGUACUUCAACGUCAGCAGUGGUGAAUGUGUCCAGUUCUGGUAUGGAGGCUGUGACGGGAACAGCAACAGGUUCAACACUCAGGAGGACUGUGAGAUUCGCUGUCUCAGGGACAAAAAAAUAUCUCCAAACGUCUAAACUGUGAUGUCUAAUGAAUUUUAGCAGCUUCAUUCUUUCGUGAUCAUGAUCAUAUUCUCAUCACGAUUGUCAAAUGGCAGCCAUAGAAGCAGUUUUAGCUAUAUGUAUUUACAUAUUUAGCUAAAUGUAUAUUUAGCUAAAUUUGAGUGUAGGAAUGAUUUGAUUACAAAAGCAGAAUUUGUUUAAAGGUGAAGUUUCUAAUGAUGUGUCAUUAUUUGCACCAGAAAGAAAUAAUGCAAAAAAUAAUGAUUCAUUCUCAAUCAUUUCAGUAAUCGUUCAGUUAGACUCAAGCCACAGGUUGAGACAAUGUUGUUAGACAGCUUAAAUGUUCAGAUUGCAAUUCUGUUUGGUGCCAUUAGCAGUGCAGAGAAAAGACAAAAAAAAAAAAAAAAAAUUAAACCUUUAUUAAAUCUCAAUUUCACAAAAUUCCUUGACUGAGUUGGUGAUGUAAUUUUUGUAACUGUUAAGAGGAAUAAAAACACUAUGAAGAUAGGA